Paramecium sonneborni is the source of this 820-nucleotide messenger RNA. The record is from the annotation of a GenBank genome assembly. NCBI's taxonomy places the organism in Eukaryota, Ciliophora, Oligohymenophorea, Peniculida, Parameciidae.
AGAAAUACAUAAUUAUUAUUAUGGAUUUUAGUAAUACUAGUUUGAAUGCUAAAAUUCCUACAUUAAGACGUAAAAAUGAUGUUUUAUAUUCAUAUUAGAAGCGGAGAGCUCCUUUUAAAGAUAUAGAAAUCCUUUGAAUGAAUGUCAUCACAAGAGUGAAUCUAAUUCAUUUGAGCAUAAAUAGGGAGAUAUGUAAUUUCCAAUAUAACAAUACACAUACUUCCAAUCAACUCCAAUUUUUCCAAUAUUAAGUUUUAUAUAUUGAAUUAAUAUAGGUGAACCUAAAAAUGAGUUUGUUGAAACAGCAAAUCAAUUUAUUAAACAUGGAAUAUAAAAUAGCUUAGCAAGCAUGAUUUAAAAGUAGAGUAUCGUUUCGAAUGAAUUUAAGUUAAAUUAAACAACCUAUGGAUGUAAAAAAAUGUGUGAAAUUGAUUGCAUGUUGGUGGAAAGAUAUUUUAAUUAAAAAUAUUGGGUAUUCUUAAUAGCUCUAUAUUUUUGUUAGAUAUUCUAAAAUUCAAAUUAGAAGUAUAAACUUGAUUAAACAAAAACAAGUAAUACUGAUUGGUUAAAGGCUAGAAUGUAACAUAGAUAUAAAUCCUAAAUCUAUGAUGCAUUUUCAGAAAUGAUAGAUUUGAUAUUUAAAGAGGGAGAAAUUCAAAUGAAUUCUAGGACAUAAUUAAUAAAAAUACAAAAUCUCAAAGGGUUUCAGAAUUUAGAGAGGCAAAUAUAGAAAGCUGUAAAGGCUGAUAAAAAAUUUGAUGCUUUUCUAUUUGAAAUACAAAAGGUUUUAGCAGAUUUUAUAUUUUCAACUAUAAAUUGA